Molecule: messenger RNA, 2409 nt
Organism: Impatiens glandulifera
Lineage: Eukaryota; Viridiplantae; Streptophyta; Magnoliopsida; Ericales; Balsaminaceae
Product: subtilisin-like protease SBT5.4
Exons: 8
Coding region: 1-2409 (802 amino acids)
Biological process (GO): proteolysis
Molecular function (GO): serine-type endopeptidase activity
Source: RefSeq, a predicted model, not a curated record
AUGGACGCCGGAAACAUCAUGUUUUUCCUCCUCACUUUUUGCCUCCUUUCUUCUCCGGCGACAUUGGUUUCCGCAGCCAAACAUCCUUAUGUAGUCUACAUGGGAGCACAUUCACAUCGAGAAUAUAAUGACAUGAACAACAAUAUUGAUCUAGAUACUCUAGUUAAGAGUUCUCAUAUGCAAUUUCUUUCACCUUAUCUCUUGAGCCAAGAGAGUGCUAGCGAUGUGAUUAUUCAUUCCUACACGAAAAACAUCAACGGGUUCACUGCCAUGCUCGACGAAGACCAAGCGAAAGAAAUUGCGAAAAAUCCGAAAGUUGUGUCGGUUUUCUUAAACAAAGCUAAGAACUUGCACACAACACAUUCAUGGGAUUUCAUGCUUCUUGAAGAGGUUGAUAAGAAAUCUAGGGUUGCCAUUCGUCCUAAUGCUAUAUGGAAGAGCGCAGACUAUGGUGAAGAUAUUAUCGUCGCAAAUUUAGACACUGGUGUAUGGCCCGAGUCUAAGAGCUUCUCCGAUGAAGGCUAUACUUAUGGUCCGGUUCCAUCGCGUUGGAAAGGGUUUUGUGAGAACAAUACUAAAGACGCAGUUCCUUGCAAUAAGAAACUGAUCGGAGCAAAGUUCUACAAUGCAGUUUACAGAGCAGCGGGAGGCGAAGUGCCGCCGUCGACCAACUCCGCCCGCGAUUACGACGGUCACGGAUCCCACACUCUGUCCACCGCCGGCGGCAACUUCGUCGACAACGCAAACGUUUUCGGAGUUGGAAACGGCACCGCCAAGGGCGGAUCUCCAAGGGCUCGUGUCGCUUCCUAUAAGGUCUGCUGGACUCCUGUCAACAAUUCAGGUUCGUGUUAUGACGGUGACAUGAUUCAGGCCAUGGAUGCAGCCAUCAACGACGGCGUAGACGUGCUUUCGCUCUCCCUCGGUGGCGAUGCGGCCGAUUACUUGAGUGAUAGUAUCGCAAUCGGCGGUUUCCACGCUGUGAAGAAAGGGAUUGUAAUGGUUUUAUCUGCAGGUAACAGUGGACCGACUCCUUAUACUGUUGAGAACCUUGCCCCGUGGUUAAUCACCGUCGCGGCCAGCACCAUGGAUCGCGAAUUCCAAACCCUAGUUAAACUCGCCAAUGGAAAAAUCUACGUGGGGACCAGCUUAACUAAGCCUUUACCAAAACAGGGCAUGUAUCAGAUUAUUUCAGCCGAUGAUGCUGGUCUCGAAGGCGUCCCUUCUGUAGAUUCUUUGCUGUGUUUAAAUGGAACUUUAGAUCCAAUGAAGGUAAAGGGUAAAGUGUUGGCUUGUUUAAGAGGUGAGAAUUCUAGAGUAGAGAAAGGAUUAAUGGCUGCUCAAGCCGGCGCUGUCGGUAUGAUUCUCUGCAACGAUGAAACCACCGGCAAUGAGAUCAUCGCCGACCCUCAUGUUCUUCCUACUUCACAUGUUACCUAUAAAGACGGUUUGGCCAUUUUCGAAUACAUCAAGACAGACAAGAGACCAUCCGGAUAUAUAUCCGAAACCAAGCUAAAGUUUGACCAGAAACCCGCACCAUUCAUGGCUUCUUUCUCUUCCCAAGGUCCCAACAAAAUAACACCAGGAAUUCUCAAGCCCGACAUAACAGCACCUGGAGUGAACAUCAUAGCAGCAUACACAGGUUCAAAGAGUCCAACCGAAAGUGAACUUGACAAACGAAGAACACCAUUCAUAACCGAAUCAGGUACAUCCAUGUCAUGCCCACACGUUGCUGGAGUCGUGGGUCUGAUCAGGAAAAUCCAUCCUGACUGGAGCCCGGCCGCUAUAAAAUCAGCCAUCAUGACAACAGCAAGAACCAGAGACAACAGAGGAAAGCCAAUGGUCGACGGAAACUUCAAAAAAGCCACACCCUUUAACUACGGAGCCGGACAUAUGCGGCCAAACCGAGCAAUGGACCCGGGUUUGGUCUACGAUUCGAACAUCAUCGAUCACAUGAACUUCCUUUGCGCAAUUGGGUACAACUCAACCGUGAUCAGUUACUUCUCCGGAAUUCCUCACAUAUGUCCUAAGGAUGCGAGUCUUCUCAACUAUAACUACCCGUCAAUAACCGUGGAUGAUUUAUCGAAUCCGGUUGUUGUAACUCGAACUCUUAAGAAUGUGGGCAAACCCGGAACCUAUGUUGCCCGUAUUCGUUCUCCGCCAGGAACUAUAGUGACGGUUCAGCCGGCGGCUCUAACGUUUUCGAAGAUUGGACAGGAAAAGAGUUAUAUUUUGAAAAUGAAGAAAAAAGAUAAUGUGAGAAUGACGAUGGAUUAUGUAUUUGGAGAGGUUUCGUGGUCUGAUAAAGAACACUACGUUAGGAGUCCUAUUACCGUUGGAUUUGGGUCUCUGUCGCCAUCAUCAAUUCACCACGAUGCUGCUGCUCUUGCUAAUUCAAGAACCGGGAUCUAA